AUGCUCGCCCGUAACGUCCUCCGCACCGCCCGCGCCGCUCGCUUCUCCACCGCGCCUGCGCCUGGCCGCUUUGCCUCGUCCCUCGUCUUCCUCGAGCAGAAGGGCGGCAAGCUCAACGACCAGGCCCUCGUUGCCGUUACCGCCGCCCAGGCUGUCGGCGGUGACGUCUCGGGCAUCGUCAUCGGCUCGGCGAGCGACGUCGCCAAGGCCGUCGAGGAGGCCAAGGGCAUCGCCGGUCUCUCCAAGAUCUACUCGUCGGCUUCGGACGCUUACGCUAACGGCCUCGCUGAGAACGUCGCGCCCCUCCUCGCCCAGGUGAUCCCCGGCAAGUCGGUUUCGCACCUCUUCGGCGCGCACACCGCUGCGGCCAAGAACAUCUUCCCCCGCCUUGCUGGUAUGCUUGAGGUCUCGCAGAUCUCGGACAUUACUGCCGUCAAGGGCGAGGACACCUUCCAGCGCCCCAUCUACGCUGGUAACGCCAUCCUCACCCUCAAGUCGUCGGACAAGGACAAGUACAAGGUUAUCACCGUCCGUGGCACCGCCUUUGACAAGGCCGCCAAGGAGGGUGGCUCGGCUGCCGUUGAGGAGGUCGCUGCCGUUGACGCGUCGUCGCCCACCAAGUUCGUCAGCGAGGAGAUUGUCGUCUCGUCUCGCCCCGACCUCUCGUCGGCCGCCAAGGUCAUCUCGGGUGGCCGCGCGCUCAAGUCGCAGGAGAACUUUGAGAAGGUCCUCGACCCCCUUGCCGACGCUCUCGGUGCCGCUGUCGGUGCGUCGCGUGCCGCCGUUGACGCCGGCUACGCCGACAACUCGCUCCAGGUCGGCCAGACCGGCAAGGUUGUUGCUCCCGAGCUCUACAUUGCCAUCGGUAUCUCGGGUGCCAUCCAGCACCUUGCGGGCAUGAAGGACUCGAAGCUCAUUGUUGCCAUCAACAAGGACGCUGACGCUCCUAUCUUCCAGAUUGCCGACAUUGGUCUCGUUGCCGACCUCUUCGAGGCCGUGCCCGAGCUCGUUAAGGAGCUCGGCAACCAGUAA
This is a messenger RNA of Cutaneotrichosporon cavernicola, 1032 nucleotides long. RefSeq lists its product as uncharacterized. Bases 1 to 1032 code for a protein of 343 amino acids. Gene Ontology annotation, biological process: fatty acid beta-oxidation using acyl-CoA dehydrogenase. Lineage: Eukaryota; Fungi; Basidiomycota; Tremellomycetes; Trichosporonales; Trichosporonaceae. Gene Ontology annotation, cellular component: mitochondrion. Gene Ontology annotation, molecular function: flavin adenine dinucleotide binding; electron transfer activity. The transcript has 6 exons. The record is from RefSeq and is a predicted model, not a curated record.